AUGAUUGAUGAAGCUGCGGGUAGAGGAGAGAUUGGUUAUCACCCGAAAUGCAAAAACAUAGACAUCACACAUCUAUGUUUUGCAGAUGAUUUAAUGGUGUUUACUGAUGGCACAGGAAAAUCAAUAGAAGGCAUACUAAAGGUCUUUGACAGAUUUGAUAGAAUGAGUGGGUUGCAGAUAAGUAUGGAGAAAUCAAUUUUAUUCAUGGCGGGUGGUAUGGCUCAAAAGAGAGAGGAAGUUCAAAACCAGUUUCAAUUUGCAUCAGGGACACUUCCGGUACGUUAUUUGGGACUCCCUUUGUUAACUAAAUGCAUGACUGUCAAUGAUUACUUGCCAUUGAUAGAGAAGAUUAGGAGAAGAAUAAGCUCAUGGACAUGGUGUUUUCUUUCCUACGCGGGAAGAUCACAAUUGCUACAAUCAGUCAUAAUGAGCCUAACCAAUUUUUGGAUGGCUGCAUUUAGACUCCCCAGUAGCUGUAUUAAGGAGAUUGAGAGAAUCUGCUCUGCAUACCUCUGGUCUGGUCCGGAACUUAAUGGUAGGAAGAAUAAGAUUGCUUGGAAGGAUAUCUGUAAGACAAAGCAAGAAGGUGGGUUGGGGAUUAGGCCGUUAAAGGAAGUGAAUUUGGUGGGUUGUAUUAAACUGAUUUGGAGGAUAUUAUCAUCUCAUUCUUUAUGGGUAAAUUGGGUUCAAAGCUAUCUUAUCAGGAAGGGGUCUAUUUGGAUGGUGAAGGAAAAUAAUCAGUCUGGGACUUGGAUGUGGCGGAAGAUAUUGAAAUGUCGGGAUAUUGCAAAAAUGCUCUAUAAGGUGGAGGUAAAGGAUGGUAAUAAAGCUUCUUUCUGGUUUGAAAAGUGGUCUUCUUUGGGUUGUCUGCAAGAUGUCUUAAGUGGAAGAGGUCACAUUGAUUUGGAAAUACUCGCUAAUGAUAAGGUUGCGGCUUGUAGGAAUCAUAGAAGAAGACAACAUCGCAUCCCACUCUUGAAUAGAGUAGAGAUGGAAAUCGAGCAUUAUAAAGCAAAUUGGGUUCAAGAGGAAGAUGUCUCACUGUGGAAAACUGAAAAUGGCAAAUACAAAAGCCUGUUUAUAGUGAGGCAUGUGUUUCAAUCUGCAGUACAUGCUAUUUGGAUGGAGAGAAAUAGAAGAAGACAUGGAGAGAAGCCUGCUCCUGCAGUGUUUAUUACCAAGAGGAUUGAUAAAGAGAUGAGAAACAAGUUUACAGUGAUAAGAAGGAAGGGUGACAAGAAGUAUGAAGGUGGAAUGGUAAAGUGGUUUAGCACAAGAUAG
Messenger RNA from Brassica rapa (field mustard), 1281 nucleotides. RefSeq lists its product as uncharacterized. Lineage: Eukaryota; Viridiplantae; Streptophyta; Magnoliopsida; Brassicales; Brassicaceae. The record is from RefSeq and is a predicted model, not a curated record.